AUGGAUCAGGGCACGCGUAGCAGCAGCAACGAUGCUGCUGCUCCAGCCCCUUUGCUGGACGUUGCUGCAUCAACAGGAGUGGCAUUUAGUAGUAGAACGGCUGCUGCUGCACCGGUCUUCCGUCUGGUUGCUGAAGCGCAGCGCCGCGUCGAGGCGGCUGCCGCUACAGCAGCAGAAGACGUAUUGCAGUGUCUCUCAGCGGGAGUUCAGCAACAGCAGCAACCGCAGCCGCAGGAACAGCAGCCGCUGCAGCAGCAACAGGUUGAAGCUACAGCACGAAAAGACGUGGAUUACGUUUUCCGCUGGCACACAGCAGCAGCAGCUGGUGAUGCAGCGCCCCGUGAACACCAAAGAGAGCAGGAUAGUCACGCUAGAGCAGCAGCAAAAGCAGCUGCGGCAGUGCGGACACCUGGAGCACCCUUGAGCCUUGUAGACGUUUGGCAGCAGCCGCCUCUUUUUCCGGUGUACAUACACCUGAAAACUCUGACGCGAGGGUUUUUGCCUACUGCUCUUGUUGCCGCGCUGCAACAGGAGGCAGCAGCAAUAGGAGUGCAGCUGUUGCCGCAGCUGCAGCAAGUUUGCCUCUUCCAGGGCAGCACAGCCUACCUGCUGCCUCUAGCAGCAGCAGCGGGAGAUGCGGCAGAACCGUCUGUGUUGCGCCUAAAGGCAGGCGCUCCUGUAGUUGCUGCUUGCUGCUGCUUGCGUAGAGCGCAGCAGCAGCAGGAACCUAUGGAGGCGGGGCAGCAGCAGCAGCAGCAGCUGUUGCUGCUGUUGCUUACAACGCAGUCUGUGGCUUUUUUUGCUGUGGUGUUGCUGCGGCAGCAGCAGCAACGACGGCACCGCGGCAUAAUUGACUACGGAGCAGGCGGCUGCUGUCCUCUGCUGCUGCCUGCUGCUGCAGGGCAGCAGCCACAGAACAGCAGCACCAGCAAGAGUUGUAACGUGGUGCAGCAGCAGUUGUGGAUGGCGCAGCUGGUUGCUCUGGAAGAUCUUUCGGUGGACCUUCCAACAGACAUUCGAUAUUUGCUGCAGCAGCAGCAGCAACAGCGAGAAGAGCAGCAGCAGCAGCUCUACCGUAGCCCAUGGUACCCAGUGCCUCGUUUCUUUGCGCAGCAGCAGCAGCAGCAGCAAGACGGCAGCAGCACCAUGUAUGCUUGCAUAGGGGGGCAGAUUCUGCAGAUAUCGAUUAACGCGAAUGCCACUCGCAGUUAUGUGCGGCGCCUGCCUCUCCGUCUCAGCAGCAGCUGCAGCACCACCUGCUGCUGCGACCCCACAAGCAACAGCAGCAGCAGCAAGAGUAAUAGCAACAGCAGCUACAGCAAUAGCGUUGGAAGCGGGGACUUGGGCGAUUCCUGUCCUCGGUGCGCGGCGGCCGCCGCAGCAGCAGUGCAGCGGCUGCAGCGGCACAGCGGAGCAGCAGCAGCAGCAGCAGCAGCAGCAACAGGAUCGUGCCCAGGUGUUGUGUUUGUCCAGGAGGCCGGCGAGAGGCUGCUGGCAGCAGCAGAUGAUGCUGGUGGGGUGUAUCUGCUGCGCCUAGAUAGCCGCAGAGAAGGCCGCCUGUUCUCCCGUAUUGCUAAAGGAUUUGCUGCACUUUUCCGACUGCCACAUAUAACAGCUUUAGGUACGAGUGGGACAAUGAGCGUAGAAGAAGCAGCAGCAGGAGCUCCUGCUGCUGCUGCGGAAAGCGGGAGCUGCCAAAGUCAGAUGGAAGGCGAGGAUGCGUGCGAUUGCCCGCUUUGCUGUAAGCAGCCCGACACUGCACCAGUAACACCAGCAACAGAAACGGGAGCAACGGAAGCAAGGGACGCCUCUGAAGUCACAGAAGAGGAGAGGGAUUCCUCAGGGCCUCCCGCAGGCGCUGAAUGCGUAGCGUACAUCUCCCCCAACUGCUGGCAGCAGCAGCUCCUGCAAGAGCAGCAGCAGCAAGAUCAGCUGACGGUCGCAGACCUGUGUUGUUCCUUCACGCCGGAUGGCUGCCCAUUGCUGACUCUCGUCACCUCGAGAGGAGACCGCGUGAUGCUGCUGGCAAAUCGGAGUCAAAAAGUUGUUGUCGCUGCUGCUGGCAGCAGCAGCAGCAGCCGCAACGGCUGCUCGCUCGUCAGGGGAAGUUAUUCUCUACGUGUUCUUUCCGUUUUGCUUUCCCCCGAAGCAGCACAUUACCGGGAGAUGGGAAGUGAACCCAUCAACAGCAGCAGGAGCAACUGCAACAAAAGCAGCAGGUGCAGCGCCUUAGUAAGGGGUUCAUCGCGCUGGCCUCUCCAUGACUUGCAACAGCAGCAGCAACAGCACGACCAGCCGCAGGGCGGCCAGCAGCACCAGCAACAACCUGCUGUCACUGUCUGCAACAAUGGCCUGUUUGUCUUUUCAGAGGGCAGCAGCAUGCAGGAGGAGCAGCAGCAACAGCAGACUGCGACUACAAACAGACAGUCGGUGUUGCUGUCUCUUCGCUCUUCCUGGCCCUCGGACGCGCCCGUCAAAGCAGCAGAAGCAGGCAGCUAUCCCUCUGCAGUUGCUGCCGCUGUUGCUUCAGUGCAGCAGCCGAUGCAUCUGCACUGCUGCUGCCGCCUGUCGCUGCGUUCGCCAUUGUUGGCAGCAGCAGAAGACCGACUUUUGUGGUGGCCGCUGCAGCAACCUCAGCUAAGCAGCAACAACACCAACAGCAGCUUGCGCCAGCUACUAGGGGGCUGCACGGAAGGCCUCCCAGAGUUCCUAGUUGCCCCUGCUGGAGGUAUCUCUGAAGGAGCUGGAAAGGACGUCCAAGCAGCAACAGCAGCAGCAGCAACACCUGGAAGUAGCAGCAGACGUUUGUGGCUCUUCACCCCUACGGAAUUCUUACUUGUCGAUGUUUCGACUCGUAGCAGCAGCAGCAGCAGUGUGUGCUGCCGUGUUGUAGGCGCAGCAGCAGCAAAACGAGGUGCUGCUGCGCUGCGGGCACACUGCACUGCUGCGAAGACGGUUCGGCAACAGCUACUGCAGCAGCAGCAGCGCAGCGUGCUUGGUCGUCUGCAGAUGGAGGCAGAUGCAGCCGCAGCAGCAACGGAAGCCGCAGUUGCUGCCAUUGAAUGCAGGAGGGAGUUCCCCCUGCUCCCCCCUGCAGCGCCUCAAACACGGUGGGGCUGUUUGCAGCUUCUUGUGUCCCUUCAGGUCGACAAUAACAACAGCGACUGCAGCAAUGUUUUGCAAGGACGCAACCUACCACGUCUGACCCUCAUUGCAGAUGCAGCAGACAGCAACGGCAGUAACAGCAGCGAGCAGCUGCAGCAGCAGCCUCAGUGGAUUGGUGCCUUAGAGAUGCGCCUGGCACUCCUUGUAGGGCGUCUUUGGGGCACUCCCCUAUAUUCGUCCACCAAACAGCAGCAGCAGCCUCAGCAGCAGCAGCAACAACAGGAGGGCACCACCGUCACUGCAUCAACACCGACACCAGCAACGAUGCCUGUCUGCCGGCUCCCACUUCCUUACCUCGAGUGGUUGUGCGCGCAACUGGAUUUGUUGCUGCAGCAGCUGCUGUUGCUUGUGGGUCCCCGCGCCUCGACAGUGUCUGCUUCACUUGUGCAUGCACUUGCUGCUUCUCAUCAUCCGCCGUGGACUUACCACAGGAGCAGCGGCGGCAGCAACGGCAGCGGAGACGAAAAGGCGGAUGGUGUGUUCAUGCUGAAGCUGCUGGUAGGGUGUAUAGAUAGUUUGGGAAACCUCCAGCGGCUAUUGGAGGCCGCUCCAGGUGGUCAGCCCUAUCGCUUGCAGUUACUGCGGUUGCUGGGGUUUGUGCUGCUGCUGCUACUGCUGGAGCAGCAGCUGCGGCUUAUUGCUGCUAUCGAGCGUUUACCUCGCAGCAGCCGAGCGUUUAUUUGGCAGCAUGCAGAUGGGCUCUGGAGGGGUACUGCAGCAGCAGGGGCUUCUGUAUCAGCAACAGCAGAUGCAGCGGGAAUUCCAAGCCAGUUAAUGUGCACCAGGACGCUUGCUCAGAUAUUGCAGUGCAGCAGAAUCCAAAAGCGGCUCUGGCGCUGUCUCAGUACUGCACUGUUAAUGGUGCACCACCAGUCUUCCCCCUCUCUCCUACAGCAGGGUGGCCAAUCUCUACAGUCCUCACCAGCAGCAGCAAUCAGGAGCAACAGGAACGACAGCGAAGCUUCUUCGUUUUUGGGACUCCGGUGGGCUUUGGGGGCAGCAGACACUCGAGCGCUCUUUUGCUGGGAGGCUCAGGCGUACAUGCUGCAGCCGCAGCAGCAAGGGACCUCUUCUGGGCUUCUCCAGCUGGCCGACGCAGUCCUUUCGAGAUUUGCUGGAUGCGCUGCAGAACAACGGCGCCAGUUGAUGACGGAGUGCUUGCUGCAGCUACUGCUGCAGCAGCAGGAUGAUUCGUUUUCAGCGGUACGUCUGGCGGUGCAGCAGCUGAUGACUGCAGCAGCAGUACCGCCGGCAGCAACACUCGGCCGGCCAACUUCAAGAGUAAGAAGCCUCCCCUCUAGUGAAAUUGAAGUCGGACUUCAAAUAUCAGAUGUCGUUUCUGCAUUUAAAGAAGCCAUUCGCCUAGCUGCUGCUGCUGAGAACAACAGCAGCAGCAACCAGGAUGGUGCUGCUCUCGGCUGGCAACGUCUUUUGCCGCGGGUGCUGGGAUAUCAGUGCAGGGAACGUGUACUACUGGAUUGUUCAACUCUCCAGGUCGCUCGCGUGUCUCAGCAACAGCAGCAGCAGCAACAGCAGCAAGAGGUAGAAGGCUUGUGGAUGAGGCUUGAGCGCAGCAGCGGAGGAGAGCUGCCGUUGCUACUGCCGGGCGAAUUGCUGCAGUGGGUGGCACUCGAUUGUCUGUUUGAGGCUCAUGAGCAGCAGGUGCUGCAGUGUUGCAGGGAGGCAGUAGCAGCAGCAAGCGCUGCUGCAGUAGCGGCAGCAAAUGUUGAGCCAGUGCAGCAGUACGCUGCUGUGGUGACUGCAUGCAAUAUGCUGGACGACCCCAUUUGCUGCGGUCUUUUGCUGCGCUGCCGCCCAGAAACGUUGCAGGAGUGGGCUGUCUCAUCCCUUCUAACAAUAUACGGCAGCAGCAUCAACAGCAGCAGCAGCUGCUCUGUGGGCGCCUCGAUUGUGCGAGCGUAUCUUCAUUGCUGCUUUAGCAGAGGCCUUCUGGCCCAAGGGGGGCUGCUUGCCCAAUUGUACACCGAGCAGCAGCACCAGCAGCACCAGGAUCGCCAGCGUCUGCUGGCAGCAAGCAUGUACACGGCGUUGGCUACAACAGAUGCAACAGCAACGCAGCAGCAGCCAGGGCCGUCAGCAGCAGUUCGAUGUAUGGCCGCAGCGGAGGCGCUGCAGCUGCUGCAGGAGGUGCAGCAGGAGCGGGUUUCUCUCAUUGCUGCAGGCGCCUGCACUCCAACUUGUGGGAGUGACCUCGGAUCCCUAUUUUGCUCAGUUGUAGACGAGCAGCAGCAGCACCAGCAGCCUCAGACUUUGCAGCAGGAAACGGAGUUGCUGCAGCAGAUUAUCUUCUCUCUGAACACCCUGCAAACGGUUGUCAAAGAACUGCAGCUGCCGCUGAUUUAUUGGGUCGCGCUGCAGCAGCUGCAACUGCAGCAGUGCGGACAGCAACAGCAGCAGCUGUGGGUGACUUCCCUGAGCAGUUCAGAUGGGCUUGCAGGGCCUUUGCGCUUCUCGCUGCUGCCCAUGCCUCAGCUGUUCCGUUUUGCUGCUACAGCAGAUGCACCUCAUCUGUCUCUGCGGGCACUGCUGCUCGACUUGGUGCUGCACUUGCCUGCUGUUCUGCUGCAGCAGCAGCAGCAGCAGACGGUUGGAGCUGCGGAGAGUGUUCAUGCAGCAGCAGCUGCUCUCCUCUCUCGCCUAUUUCUUCAGGCGUCGGCAGCAGCUGGUAGCUGCCCUACGAUUAGCAUGCUGCAGCAGAUGCUGCCCCCAGCUCAACAGUUGGCAGGCAGUCCUGUACUGCUGCUGCUGCUACGGUGCUGCGACUUCGCUUGGUCGGGAUUGCCCACUCUCUCCAACGCUGCGACCAAUGCAGCAGCAGCAACAGGAGGAACAGCGGUGGAGGUGUUGCAGAAAGGCAACAUGUUUGUGCGCUGCUGCCUGGAGGUGCUGCAUGCCGUGUGGAGGGAGCAGCAGGAGCAGCAAGAACUGCAGCAACAGCAGCAAGAGGAACAAGCCUCACUGCCUGGUGACCUUGUGCUGAUUGCAACAGGAUGGUGUCAAGAGGCUGGGUUUUCUUAUGCAGAUGCUGUUGAGAUGUACGUACACCUUCUCGCGGAAGAGACGCUUAUUGAGCAGACGUGCGAUAUCUUCAAUGCACAGCUGCAGCAGCUGCAGCAACAGCUGCAGUUGCAGCACCAGCAUCAGCAGGUAUGUGGACCUGUGGGCUUGUCUCAAGUGCGUAGGCAUCUGCAACAAGUUCUGCUGCGGCUGCUGUUGGUCUGGCUAAAGGCAGCAGACGGUGUAGGACCCCACAGUAGUUCUGUAUAUGCAGUAGCCCACUCGGAGGCUCUGGAUGCUCUAUUAAAUCAUCUGUGUGAGCCGACGGACAAUACACCGCAGCAACAGCAGCUAGCCGAGUCUGCAAAGCUUGUUAAAGUACUACUGCAAAGUGCAUCAGCAGCCAAGACGCCCCUUGAGCAGCAGCAGCAACAGCAACAGCAGCUGCUUCAGCUGCAGCGACAGCAGCUCCUGAUGCUCCCACACGCCUAUCCAGACGCACUGGGCGGUGCAACGAGCGGCUGGAUGGAGGGGCUGAUGAGGGAAUAA
Messenger RNA from Eimeria maxima, 6732 nucleotides. RefSeq lists its product as hypothetical. The coding region runs from base 1 to 6732 and encodes 2243 amino acids. The transcript is spliced from 7 exons. The record is from RefSeq and is a predicted model, not a curated record. Gene Ontology annotation, cellular component: nucleus; SWI/SNF complex. Gene Ontology annotation, biological process: regulation of transcription by RNA polymerase II. Gene Ontology annotation, molecular function: transcription coregulator activity. NCBI's taxonomy places the organism in Eukaryota, Apicomplexa, Conoidasida, Eucoccidiorida, Eimeriidae.